Messenger RNA from Diaporthe amygdali, 2004 nucleotides. Its product is annotated as carotenoid oxygenase. Gene Ontology annotation, biological process: carotene catabolic process. Gene Ontology annotation, molecular function: carotenoid dioxygenase activity. Lineage: Eukaryota; Fungi; Ascomycota; Sordariomycetes; Diaporthales; Diaporthaceae. The transcript is spliced from 2 exons. The coding region runs from base 1 to 2004 and encodes 667 amino acids. The record is from RefSeq and is a predicted model, not a curated record.
AUGGAUUCAGAAGCAGAGAAUCUCAUACUCACGAGCCAAGAUAACCGGCAACACCCAUACUUAUCAGGCAAUUUUGCACCGAUCAAGAAGACAACUCCGCUGACGCCAUGCCCCUACUCGGGCUCCAUUCCCCUCGACCUCUGCGGCGGGCAGUACGUCCGCAAUGGCGGGAACCCCGUCACAAACGAUGAUCUCGGCCGGGAUGCUCACUGGUUCGACGGCGAUGGGAUGCUAAGCGGCGUGCUGUUCCGAAGGACUGGGGAGAAAGGAACCACGGUCCAGCCCGAGUUUGUGAAUCAGUUCUUGCUCACAGAUGUGUACGCCUACGCAAAGCGAAGGGGUGGAUCCGCUGGCGAGGAUGAUCAGAGUCUGAGACGACCUGUUCUUCCCAGCAUCGCAACGCUGGUGAACCCGACCUUGGGGAUCUUCACCAUCGUGUGGGCCAUUCUUAGGACAGUCAUUCUGGUCCUCAUGUCGCAUCUGUCGAGAGUCAAAUAUCCUGUCAAAAAGAUUAGCGUCGCCAACACCUCAGUCCUCUACCACGACGGCCGCGCACUGGCAUUGUGUGAGAGUGGCCCGCCACUGAGAUUUGCCUUGCCAGGGUUGGAGACUAUCGGAUGGUUCAACGGCCGCAGCGCUGAGAACGAACCCAGGCAUCAAGACAGCAAAAAGAGAGGGGGUUUCGGGGGCAACAGUGCGCUGUCUUUCAUGAAGGAAUGGACUACAGCUCACCCACGCGUCGACCCCGUAACGAAGGAGCUCAUCGCAUUCCACGCCGUAUUCAUCAAGCCAUUUUGCUACUACUCCAUCGUCCCGCCUUCAGAUCCCAAGCUGUCGACGUUGCAGCCACAAUUACCUGCCCCUCGAUUCUCGAUGCCUGUUCCCGGUGUCAAAGCACCGAAGAUGAUGCAUGACUUCGGCGCCUCCCGAAACCACACGGUCAUCCUCGACCUGCCUCUGACACUCGAUCCGCGGAACCUUGCCCGAGGCGUUCCUGUGUUGUCAUAUGAUUCACGAGGAAAAGCGCGCUAUGGCGUAUUCCCACGAUAUCGACCCGAUCUUGUACAAUGGUAUGAGACGAAUCCGUGCGUCAUCUUCCACACAGCCAACUGCUGGGACACCAUCACCCACACGGGCAGCAUAAAUGGCGCUGAAUUACAAGAGACCUCCGUCAAUUUGCUUGCGAGCAGGUUGACAUCAGCGUCGCUGGUUUUCAGCGCUGGAAACCUGCCCACACCUGCUGUCAAACCUGUUCCACCAGAGUAUGCGGAGGAGGAGCAGUGCAGGCUCUACUACUACAACUUUCCUCUAUCCGCGAAUGAUGGAACUGACACGCCUGGCCAUCGAAUCAGGCACCAGUGGGCAUUGUCAGCCAUUUCAUUCGAAUUCCCUACGCUGUCGCCAAAUCACUCCAUGAGCGAGGCACGUUAUGUCUAUGGAUGCUCAACAGGUUAUGCAUCCUACACCGUUGCCUUGGGUAAAGCAGCCAAGAUCGACUACCUCGCAAAAAUCGACGUAAAAACGCUCAUUGCACGUGGUGUUCAGCAUCCUCCGCAACCUAUAAGGGGUUGUGUGGAUACUCGCACCGUCGCUGAAAUCAGGGCCAGUCGCGACCCCGACGAUCCCAUCAAGCUCUUCAAGAUGCCCGAUGGGUGGUUCGCGCAGGAGCCGCGCUUCGUCCCUCGCAAGGAAAGCGAGCGGCAAAGCGAGGAUGACGGGUGGCUGUUGACGUACGUGUUUGACGAGAGUCAGCUGACUGCGGAUGGCGAAUGCGACGAGGAUGCGAUUAGUGAACUUUGGAUCAUCGAUGCGAGGAAUAUGAAGGAUGUUGUGGCGAGAGUGAGACUGCCGCAGCGCGUGCCAUAUGGACUUCAUGGGUCCUGGUUCCCCGAGGAAGAGAUCAACGGGCAGAAAACCUUCACGGCUGUGAGGAUGUUGGAGGAGAGGGAGGGAAAUGCAUUUUCAAGGAGUUUCCGGGGCAUGGUUGAGCGAUGGCUUGGUUAA